UUUUUUCCCCUCCGUUGCUCGUUGAUGUAUUCACUCGUGACAUCACCGAGCCACUAAAAGCCACUUUGAGCGGAGAGAGAGGGUGUCAGUCAAAACGACACGGCACACUCCGCUGACCUCCCUGCCGGAGCAAAACCAAAGCUGACUUGGCUUUACUGCGUCAAAGAAACGAUUACUACAUUAGCCCGGCUCACUCUGCCUUUUCUGAAACGUUUCACGUUUCGGCGCCUGAAAGGAAGUGAAGGCUGUGUGAGGAAAAGGCAGCUUCGCGAAGCUUCUGGGCUUGUGCGGAGCAGCUGAUGCUCUGAAGUGGGGAGGAACCGCGCUCUGAAACGGUAUAAACGAGCGCUGGAAGGCGGGGAAGGUUUCCUGCGGGACCCCAGAGCUGCGUCUGAGGGCAGAGGGAUGCGUGUGGAGCAGUAGCAGCUCGUGCUGCUGGACUUUCUCCUCAGAGCCGGCGCGCGCGCACACGCUACACCCAGCAGGAACGCAGCCUAAACUCAACACCGCGCGGAGCUCGACUUCGCCUAGUUUGAGACGGUUUCUCGUGGACGUCCAGCGCGCGACGUCCUUCAUCUAGAUGGAUGUUUCACUGGAGACCCGGUUUUCCUUUUACUGAUGGACAGAAAGGUGUGACGUCUUCGAGACGUUUAGUCGCGCUUCUCCCUUUACUCCCUUCAAGUGAAGAGACUAUGACAGGCUCGCGCUUCUCCUCGUUCGCCACCUUCACGUUUGCUUUAGAACUUCCAGCAGAAGCGGAGCUCAGGCAUGACUGAUCGGCGGACGCUUCAUCUUUAGACGCCUUUGGGGGGGAAAGGGGGGGGACAGACAGUGACCGACAUGGCAGAGUGGAAAAGGGGACGUGGAAGCGCGCGUUGGCCAGUGGCCGUGUGAUAGAGGAUCGGCCAGGGUCUCGUCCAGGCGGGCGGCCGGUGGGUGACCAUGCGCUCCGCCGCGCUGCGCUCGCUGCCGCUGCUGCUGCUGCUGCUGCUGCUCGCUCACGCGCGCCUCGGAGGCUCCGCGGGGCUCGUCCCCGAGCAGGGCCGUAGAAAGUACGCGGCGCCGCUGUCCCAGGACACCCUCAGCACCUUCGAAGCGCGACUCCUUAGCCUGUUCGGGCUCAAGCAGAGGCCCAGCCCGAGCAGGUCCGCCGUGGUGCCGCGCUACAUGCUGGACCUGUUCGCGGCGUACUCGGCCAACGCGGAGCCCAAGCACGGCGCAGGCAAGCGCUCUCUCGGGAGGGAGUCUGAGAAGUCUGCCAGCCGCGCUAAUACCAUAAGGAGCUUCCACCAUGAUGAAUCUACAGAGGAGCUGUCAAGUCACAGCGCCAAGACGACUCAAAGGUUCCUCUUUAAUCUGAGCUCCAUCCCCAGAGAGGAGUUUGUCACAUCAGCCGAGCUGAGGAUUUACAGGGAGCAGGUCACGACGGCCGCCAACAGCAGCAGCAACAAUAGCAGCUUGGGGUACCACCGCAUUAACAUCCAUGAGAUCAUGAAGCCUGGGCUUUCUUUUAAAGAGCCCAUCACAAGACUCCUAGACACCAGGCUGGUUCAGCACAGCCUGAGCAAGUGGGAGAGCUUUGACGUAAGUCCGGCCGUCUUGCGGUGGACCGCAGAGGGCCACGCCAACCGCGGCUUUGUGGUGGAGGUGGUUCACCCAAGCAGUGCGGACAGGGACUACAAGAAACAUGUCCGAGUCAGCAGAUCGCUGCAUGACAGCGAGGACUCGUGGCCACAGAUGAGGCCGCUGCUGGUGACCUAUAGCCACGACGGCAAAGGACAUGUGCUCCACACUCGGCAGAAACGGCAAGCACGGACAAGCAAGCCCAAGAAGAAGCACAAAGCAAACUGCAGGAGGCACUCCCUCUACGUGGACUUCAGCGACGUGGGCUGGAAUGACUGGAUAGUGGCCCCUCCAGGUUACCAUGCCUUUUACUGCCAAGGAGAGUGCCCUUUCCCUCUAGCGGACCACCUCAACUCCACCAACCACGCUAUAGUACAGACGCUGGUCAACUCGGUGAACAGCAAUAUUCCCAAGGCCUGCUGCGUGCCCACAGACUUGAGCCCCGUGUCUCUGCUCUACCUGGAUGAGUAUGAGCGAGUGAUCCUGAAAAACUAUCAGGACAUGGUGGUGGAAGGCUGUGGGUGCCGCUGAUGGACCUUAGCAUUGACUCUUGCAAAGACACUUUAUGUUCCAGUACUACACUUUUAUUUAUGCUAAAACACAUAUUUUGGAAAAAAGUAUAUAAAGCUAUAUUUAUGUCCACUAAUGGGAAAAUAAAUAUUUUAAUUGGAGUUCAACUAAUGUAUUUUUCUGAUGUACAUUUCAGUUUUCUACAUUUCUAUUCCGCACAUGAAGUAUACUGCUCAGAUUUUGUAUUUAUUUCUAUUAUAACCACUUUUAGUGAAUAGUUUAUCUCUAUUUAUGUGUAAUCAAAGAAAACAAUAUAUAGAUUUGUAAAAACAUCAGAGUGCAUCAUAGAUGGGUUUAUAUGUAUCCUUUAAUUGCUACAGCAGAAAGUCUCCUAAAGAAGCCUUAAAGUUUAGAUAUUGGAGAUGUGAUGCAAUUUCAGUCCUGUCUGCACCAACUGUAGUGUCACAUGGAGCACUGAAUGCAUUUAGUACAGCAAUCCAAAAGCAUGUGCACCGUUUGGGCCUUUCUUGCAGUAAGAAGCAGUGGUGAAUGUGAAUGCACUUAUCUAGAAGCAAUGUGACAGGUAGUUGACACUGAAUGCUCAGGAACAUUUGUUGGUGUGCAUGAAAUCCACAGUAUGAGCCUAUAAAAUCUACCUAUAGCCUUACAGACAGUUGCUAUGUGUUCUCUUCAUCCUGAUGCUUUGGUUUAUACUUCAUUACCCUUUACAGUGAAGUGUGCCUCGUUGAGUCUCUUUACCCUUAUCUGUAUUGUUCACAAGCUGGCGUAAGCGCCAUUGACAUGCCUUGACGCUUUCAAGACACUGUUGAAGAAAUGAGGUUCCUUGUCACUUACUUGUCAAAAAGCGUACAGAAUGCAAUUCCCGUGCUGCUAGACAAAAACAAUAGCAUUUAACCGUUUGGAAAAUCUGUUUUGUUUUGUUUUUUUCCUCGCUUGGAGGUCAAGAAGACCGGGUACACCUCCCAGUGAUCAUUUACUUGAACUCAAAUGUCAAAAGAUGUAAAAGAAAGUAAUAAACAGCUUUUCUCUAGGA
This is a messenger RNA of Pygocentrus nattereri (red-bellied piranha), 3187 nucleotides long. It is a transcript of the gene bmp2a, whose product is annotated as bone morphogenetic protein 2a. Gene Ontology annotation, molecular function: growth factor activity; cytokine activity; BMP receptor binding. The record is from RefSeq and is a predicted model, not a curated record. Lineage: Eukaryota; Metazoa; Chordata; Actinopteri; Characiformes; Serrasalmidae. Gene Ontology annotation, biological process: negative regulation of transcription by RNA polymerase II; BMP signaling pathway; SMAD protein signal transduction. Gene Ontology annotation, cellular component: extracellular region. The coding region runs from base 943 to 2154 and encodes 403 amino acids. The transcript has 2 exons.